AUGUUCAACCGUAUCUUCAUGCUCUCGCUGCUUCACAUGGCUGAUGCCAUGGCCCAGCCCAUUCUUCCUUUACCGCCGAUGGGCUUUAACAACUGGGCCCGCUACGAAACCAAUAUCAGCGAGGCGAUUUUCGUCGAUGCUGCCGAUUCCAUGAUCAAGCAUGGGCUGCUCUCCGCUGGCUACAACCGCAUCAACCUUGACGACGCAUGGUCAACUAAAGAGCGAGCCUCAAAUGGCUCCAUGGUCUGGGAUGACACAAAAUUCCCCCGGGGCCUCUACUGGCUCACGGCCCAUCUCAAGUCCAACGGCUUCAUCCCAGGAAUCUAUACCGAUGCCGGCAAUCUCUCCUGUGGCGGAUACCCUGGUGCUCUCGACCACGAGCAGAUCGACUACGACGAUUUUACUAAAUGGGGCUUCGAGUAUCUGAAAAUGGACGGCUGUAAUAUGCCUGAUCCCAGCACUGAGGAAGUCUAUCAUGAGGUCUACAGCCGUUGGCACAGCCUGCUCUCGUCCGUAGAGAACCCGAUGAUAUUCUCUGACUCUGCCCCGGCGUAUUUUGCCGACAAGGACAAUUUGACCGACUGGUACACUAUCAUGGGAUGGGCCCAGAAGUAUGGCCAACUGGCGCGCCACUCGGACGAUAUCCAGACUUAUCCUGACGGAGCCUCCUGGGAUAGCAUGAUGAACAACUACAACUAUCAUGUCCGCCUGGCGCGCUACCAGAAGCCGGGCUACUUCAACGACCCCGACUUUCUGAAUGUGGACCAUCCCUCGUAUAGUCUUGACGAGAGGAAAAGCCACUUUGCCCUUUGGUGCGCGUUUUCCGCGCCCCUGAUUCUUAGCACGGACUUGACAGCUAUCACACCUGAAGAGGUCGAGUACCUCACUAAUACAGAGCUCAUCGCCGUCAACCAGGACAGGCUGAUCCAGCAGGCCACACUUGUUAGCCGUGAUAAGACGUGGGAUGUCCUGUCCAAGAGCCUUGAAAACGGAGACCGCGUGCUCGUUGCCCUGAACAAGGGCGACUCGGUUGCCGACAUUACAAUCCCAUGGGCGCGCAUUGGUUUCCCUCCCAGCGCCGUCCGGCAUGUGAAGAGUUUAAGAGUCAAGAACUUAUGGACUGGAGAGACUAUUGACGUCUCCAGCAGUGAAAGCGGUAUUGCGGCGGACAGUGUCGCCUCCCAUGGAACUGCUGUCUUCCGUAUUGCCAACUCCGCUGGUCCUGUUACUCCUACUGGCCUUAUAUUCAACACACGCAGCAUGAAGUGUCUCACCGAUAGCUCCUCUGGCAACGUCGUCUUCGCUACAUGCGAUGGAUCUGACGCGCAGACCUGGAGUAUUCGAUCGGAUGGCCAUAUCAGUAGCGUGCUGAGCCCUGAAGAUUGCAUCGUCGACAAGGAGGGGGUGGUUCUGUCUUCCCGGUCUGGCUGUGAUUCGGAUUCUUGGAGCUACGACGUCUCGGGUAAUCUAGUUAAUGGCAAUUCCAAUAACUGCCUGACGGAGGCUGCCAAUGGAGCUGCUACUGCUGUUGUGUGCGGAUAUGAGCUUAACGAGCAGGUACAUGGCUUGCCUGUUGGUGUCACUGUUGGCAAUUAG
Aspergillus puulaauensis is the source of this 1596-nucleotide messenger RNA. It is a transcript of the gene aglA, whose product is annotated as putative alpha-galactosidase. NCBI's taxonomy places the organism in Eukaryota, Fungi, Ascomycota, Eurotiomycetes, Eurotiales, Aspergillaceae. The transcript has a single exon. Bases 1 to 1596 code for a protein of 531 amino acids. Gene Ontology annotation, molecular function: hydrolase activity, hydrolyzing O-glycosyl compounds. The record is from RefSeq and is a predicted model, not a curated record. Gene Ontology annotation, biological process: carbohydrate metabolic process.